Molecule: messenger RNA, 1701 nt
Organism: Ruditapes philippinarum (Manila clam)
Lineage: Eukaryota; Metazoa; Mollusca; Bivalvia; Venerida; Veneridae
Product: zinc finger CCHC-type and RNA-binding motif-containing protein 1-like
Exons: 7
Coding region: 186-869 (227 amino acids)
Biological process (GO): mRNA splicing, via spliceosome
Cellular component (GO): U12-type spliceosomal complex
Molecular function (GO): zinc ion binding; RNA binding
Source: RefSeq, a predicted model, not a curated record
GAUUUUGGAUACAGUCUUGUAAAGGGAAGUAACUCAAACUAAAUCUUGUUUUUUAGAAAAAACGAACGACGUUCUUUGCGAAUUUUGAAUGAAUACACUUUGUCAUGUCACGAUUUUAGUUGAAAAAGAAUUGAAAUACAUAAAAAUUAGUUUUCAAAGGAAGAACACUGAAUGUUUGUGGAGUUAUGAGUGGGGGAAUUGCACCCAGUAAAAGUACACUCUAUGUGUCAAAUUUUCCUUUUUCCCUAACCAACAAUGAUCUGCAUAAGAUUUUUGAGAAGUACGGAAAAGUGGUGAAGGUUACUGUAGUGAAAGACAAAGUUACAAGAAAGAGCAAAGGCGUUGCUUUUGUACUAUUUUUACAGAGAGACUCCGCCUACCAAGCUGUAAGGGCACUCAACAAUACACAGCUGUUUGGAAGAACCAUUAAGUGUACAAUAGCAAAAGACAAUGGUCGUGCAACAGAAUUUAUUCGUAAAAAGACAUAUCCAGACAAAUCUAAAUGUUAUGAAUGUGGCGAAGAAGGGCAUCUGAGUUAUAAAUGUCCGCAUAAUAUCCUCGGAGAAAGAGAACCCCCGCCGAAGAAAACAAAGAAAGAGAAGAAACGUGAACGGGAUGAAAACAACGACUUUAAUGACUUAUCAGAGUCAGAUUCUGAUGAGGAAGGGGAAGACCCCAAAGCGGACAGCUUAGCUGCUGCCAUUCAGUACCAGCAAAACAAACUUGAAGAGGAAUCGUUACCCAGCACAAGCUUUAGUUCUCGAGCUGCCAACUAUAUUUCAUUGGAAGAUUUCAGCGAGCCGAAAAGAAAACGUUAUAAAAAAGACGCUUACUUUAGUGACGAAGAGGAAAUAGACGAUGACACUUGAAAGGAUUAACUCCACUAAAUUUUCAUAAUGGACUUCACCAACAUUAAGAACCAUCCAUUAGUAGAAUAAGGGAUCUUUGUGUCAAUUUUUUUUCUAAAUUGAGCAUCGAUGGAUGUUGUGUGAUAAAUGUGAGCAGACUGGCCUUGUUCCAACCCUUAUACUGGUGACUUGAAGGUUAAAUGAUUUCCCCAUCAUUACAUUCAUCAUUCUUGAUGAUAUUUGUGAUACACUGAUUACAGAGGCUACAGUGAUGUAGAACAAACAUUAGCACUGUUAGUAAUAGUUGGGAAGACUGUCCUCCUACGUAGUAACUUUGAUACAUGUCUUACACUUACUGGUAUUAUAUAGACUUGGAUAGGGAAAUAUAUUAAAUUUUGUUGAAAACUGCACUGUCCAUAGCUUAGAUCUUUGAAUUUAGUAUUUUCUAGUGACCCCUUCAACAAUGACACAACCCAUGUGAUAUAGUUACUUCUAUAUUGAUAAAAUGUGACCUUUCCUAGCUAUGGAUGUCACAUGAGCGAUCUAGGGCAAUCAUGGUCCUCUUGUUUCAUACAUGCCAUAAUGUCCCGGAUGUCGGGGAAUGUCCCGUAAGUAAGGUGUCUGUCCCGGAGGCGUCCCUGAGAUGAUUUAUGUUCCGGUUAAAUUUGUUUGUUUUUGGAUUUUUAGCUUGUUUGUUUUAAAGAAAUGUUAGGCUAUUAUGAUAGCUGUGUGGUUGUUGUCAAUGUUGUGCAAAUAACAUUAUUGUAGCCAAUUUUUAAAACAUUUUAAAGAGUAUGAAACUGGAACAUUUGUUUAUGAUGACAAGGUGUAGUUGUUAGACAAGGGGCAUAAU